GCCUACAUAAAGUAUAACCUUAUUUAAGCUUUUAAAAAAAGCCCAGCAGAGAGUAGUCCGACAACAGCCGUCUCAAAACGUCUUCAUGAUUUGAGGAGCCCACAAGUACUAGCACCAGCGCGUCAUCUCUUCUUCUGUCUGUUUGCUCUACGCCUGCAGCUCGAGGAAAAGCAGGAUGAGCAGCAUCGGAACCGGGUAUGAUCUUUCUUCAACAACCUUCUCGCCGGAUGGGCGAGUUUUCCAAACCGAGUAUGCCACCAAAGCAGUUGACAACAGCGGGACCGCUGUUGGCAUCCGCUGUAAGGAUGGGAUUGUUCUGGGGGUAGAAAAGCUGGUGAUUUCCAAGAUGCUGGUUGAGGGCUCCAACCGGCGGAUACUUUCAGUGGAUAGACACAUUGGGGUGGCAACCGCGGGCCUGGUAGCAGACGGACGGCAGAUCGUCAACAGAGCGAGGGCGGAAGCUUCAAACUACAAAACAUUCUACGGGGACGCCAUUCCUGGCCAGGUCAUCGCCGAUCGCGUCGCAACCUUCGUCCACCUGUACACGCUGUAUUGGUCUGUGCGGCCGUUUGGAUCCUCAGUUUUGCUGGGCGUCUAUGACAAGGAGGGGCCGCAGCUGUAUGCAAUCGAGCCGACGGGGAUCUCACACCGCUUCUUUGGGACAGCAAUCGGCAAGGGACGGCAGGCUGCCAAGACGGAGAUCGAGAAGCUGAAGCUCUCGGAGAUGACGUGCAGAGAGGGGGUCACUGCAGUUGCCAAGAUCAUUUAUGGCGUGCACGAUGAGGCGAAAGACAAGGCCUUUGAGCUGGAGCUCAGUUGGAUCUGCGAGGAGUCGGGUCGGGAGCACAAGCGGGUUCCGGCGGAUGUUCUGGCAGAAGCAGAGCGGCUAGCGAAGGCCGCACAAGAAGAGGACAUGGACGACUAGCUUUGAGACUCCCGAAGACCGUUCUAAAGAAGCAUACGAGAUGAGAUUGACAGUGCAUGCACGUCUUCCGCCGGUCGUUUCUGAUCGUAAUGCGUGUGAUCUUCUUCAUGUGGUGACUGCCAGGCAUUGCUUGCAUCAUGUCGCUGAAAAGAGCUCAUCAUCAGGCGUAUUUAAAAAAGAGACCAUCAGCUCCACAGGAGGACUAAAUAGCUGUCUGCUGAUUCGUUUUUUGCUGCGCCUGUGACGGCAGCGGC
Klebsormidium nitens is the source of this 1179-nucleotide messenger RNA. The record is from the annotation of a GenBank genome assembly. Lineage: Eukaryota; Viridiplantae; Streptophyta; Klebsormidiophyceae; Klebsormidiales; Klebsormidiaceae.